GCAUUCGAGUGUCAUGUCGACACGCCAUGACGCGCGAAUGGACGCGUCGUCGUCGGUCAUUGUCGGUGUGGGUACAUCCGUCGUAGCGAUGCUUGUUGCAUGGCUGCUCUACCGGGCGCGGUUUCAUCCGCUCCAGGCACUGCGCGGCCCACCGAGCACCCACGUCAUCGCUGGCAACGGACGCGAGUUUGCCAACUUUGCGUGGUCGGCGACGCGUCCGUUCCCAGAGCCGUUCGCUUCAUGGACCAAGACGUACGGUACUGCCUUUUACUACCGUGUGCUCUUUCAACACCGAGUGAAUCUGGCCGACCCGGUAUCGCUACAGCACGUGCUCGUGACCAAGGCGGCCAACUACCCCCGCGACACGAUCCCGCGCAGCAUUCUUCGUACUCUGCUCGGCGGCGACGGGCUCUUGAGCUCGGAAGACCAAGUGCACGCUGGCCAGCGCAAGCACCUGCACCCGCCAUUCUCACAGACCAACCUCAAGGCCUUCGUGUCUAUAUUUGCUGCGGAGACGGCAACGCUUCUGAGUGUCUUGGACGCGAUGCCAGACGGUCACAUUGUCGACGUCCCUGAUCUCCUGACGCGCCUGACGCUCAACGUCAUUGGCAAAACCGCAUUCGGCUAUGACUUUAAUACGCUCGAUCCGACAAACAACCAGGCAGCGAUCGCACUAAGCGCGUUUGACAAGCUCAACACGCCGCCGCGACCGCUGUAUAUCCUCGGCCUCGCGUUUCUUCCGCACUUUGAGCACUGGCCGCUACCGUACUUGCGACAGAUCCAAACCGCCAAGUCGAUGCUCUUCCGCAUCGUCGAUGACGUGAUUGCGCACAAGGUGGCGACACCGGCGCCGGCCUUCGACCUCCUCGACCUCUUGCUGGCCGACGCGGCGAUGACGGCCACCGAAGCCCGGGUGCACGUCAUGACGUUUAUGUUUGCGGGCCACGAGACGACGAGCAGCACGCUCUCCUGGGUGUUGGCAAUGUUAGCGACGCACCCUGCUGUCGAAGCCGCAGUCGUUGACGAGUGCCGUCGCGCCUUGGCCAACGCCGGCGGUGCCGUGUCGUGGCAGACGCUGAGCGACCUUUCUCUGCUUACAGCGACGAUCUAUGAGACUCUGCGUCUGUACCCGACGGUGCCGUUCAUUACAAUGCGAACGUGCACGCACGACGACUGGAUCCCGCGCACGGACGACGACCCGUUCUUCAUGCCCAAAGGCGCCCAGGCGACAUUUUGCGUUGGGGCCAUCCAUCAACACGCACGGUAUUGGAGUCGUCCCACGGAGUUUCUCCCAGCGCGUUUUCUGGAUGGAUCGCCCGAGCACGAGGCCGAUGCGCUGCUGCGCCAUGGCAACAGCAGCCGGUUUACGUUCGUGCCAUUUAGCCUCGGUAGACAACUUGUCCGCGUAUUGACAGUAGGAUCCUUCUUGAUUAGGGCCCAAAAACUGCAUUGGAAAACGCUUUGCGAUCGCCGAGAUGCAAACGGUGCUGCUCCACUUGCUACCGCGCUUUGCGCUGACACGUACACCGGCAUCGAACUUGACACCCAAGCUCACAGGUGUCACGAUCAAGCCGACGGCGUUGCCGUUGCGGCUACUCCGCCGCUAAAUGUGCAAUUUAGUUUCAUUUUUCAUGGGUUUGUAGACCAAAAGGUACCAUAUGUCUAGAUCUUUAGUCGUUGUAGCACUGCGCAAUGCGACCGAUGACCUUGAAGUUGGC
Molecule: messenger RNA, 1718 nt
Organism: Saprolegnia diclina VS20
Lineage: Eukaryota; Oomycota; Saprolegniomycetes; Saprolegniales; Saprolegniaceae
Exons: 7
Coding region: 14-1666 (550 amino acids)
Molecular function (GO): iron ion binding; monooxygenase activity; oxidoreductase activity, acting on paired donors, with incorporation or reduction of molecular oxygen
Source: RefSeq, a predicted model, not a curated record